GUUGUAGGAAAAAGGCCUUUUAUGUCUUCUCUCAGGAGUCUGUGCAUAUUUCAUUAUUCCAUUAGAUCGAAAGAGAUAGACCAAACAGGUACAGAGUUCUAUCUGGUUCUAUCACUUGUAUCGUUUUAUCCCUUCAUGAUUUUAUCUUUGUUUAUUAAAUGUCAAUUAAGGAAAACGUUGUUCGUGGAAUGCAGCCCCACUAUGGGAUCGCUCGACACUAGCUCCAAUCUCCAAUUGUUAUUUUAGCGGUAUGUGAAUUCACGUGAUUGUGAAACUGUACCUCUGUAUAUCUGAAAACGUAAACGUUAAAAAAAUAUAACAAAAAUGUCCGCGAAUACCACGCAUACGGAAAGAGAAUUAGAUUUGAGUAAUGCUGGUCGUGGUGUGUGGCUUGUUAAAGUGCCUAAGUAUAUAGCUAAUAAAUGGGAAAAAGCGCCUGGUAAUAUAGAAGUCGGCAAAUUGAAGAUCACCAAAAAUGUUGGACAGAAAGCUGAAGUAUCUCUUAAACUAUCAGAGGCUGUCUUAGCAUUGAAAGAAUCUGGAGAAGGAGAAAUACCAAAACAACAUAGGCUAGAUGUCACGACAGUUACCAGACAAAUGUUAGGAGUGUUCUCUCACGUUGCCCCCUCCACAAGCUCAGAUGCAAUUGUGCCAGAAACAGAAAAACUCUUUAUGGAAGGAAGGAUUGUACAGAAAUUAGAAUGUAGACCUUAUGCUGAUAAUUGUUAUAUGAAAUUAAAAUUAGAAAGUAUCAAGCGAGCGUCUGUACCACAAAGACAAGUUCAGCAGUUAGAUAGAGUUGUGCAAAAUUUCAAACCUGUAUCUGAUCACAAACAUAAUAUCGAAUAUGCUGAAAAGAAAAAAGCAGAAGGAAAGAAAAUGAGAGAUGACAAAGAUGCUGUGCUAGAUAUGCUUUUUGCAGCAUUCGAAAAACACCAAUAUUAUAAUAUAAGAGACCUUGUAAAAAUCACGAGACAACCUAUUGUUUAUCUAAAAGAAAUCCUCAAUGAAGUUUGUAAUUAUAAUUUAAAAAAUCCUCAUAGAAAUAUGUGGGAAUUAAAACCAGAGUAUCGACAUUAUAAGGAAGAGGAAAAGUCUGCAGAGAGUACAAAGAAAGGCAAUGAAUCAGAAGAUGAUUGAUUUAUUUUUUAUAUAGAUACACACGCGCACACACAUACACACGUUUUUUUAUUUUUUAAAAUAUAGUCACUGUAUAAAAUAGUUUUCGAUGAUAUAAAAACAGUUGUGAUUGUUACGACUUUUCACUUUUGAAAAAAAUCAUGUACACUAGUAAUUAAAAAAUUUG
This is a messenger RNA of Cyphomyrmex costatus, 1306 nucleotides long. RefSeq names its product transcription factor TFIIFbeta (gene TfIIFbeta). The record is from RefSeq and is a predicted model, not a curated record. The transcript has 6 exons. Bases 325 to 1140 code for a protein of 271 amino acids. Gene Ontology annotation, cellular component: transcription factor TFIIF complex. NCBI's taxonomy places the organism in Eukaryota, Metazoa, Arthropoda, Insecta, Hymenoptera, Formicidae. Gene Ontology annotation, biological process: transcription initiation at RNA polymerase II promoter; transcription by RNA polymerase II.